Messenger RNA from Perkinsus marinus ATCC 50983, 2259 nucleotides. RefSeq names its product isochorismate synthase, putative. Lineage: Eukaryota; Perkinsozoa; Perkinsida; Perkinsidae. The record is from RefSeq and is a predicted model, not a curated record. Gene Ontology annotation, biological process: menaquinone biosynthetic process. The transcript has 21 exons. Bases 1 to 2259 code for a protein of 752 amino acids. Gene Ontology annotation, molecular function: 2-succinyl-5-enolpyruvyl-6-hydroxy-3-cyclohexene-1-carboxylic-acid synthase activity; thiamine pyrophosphate binding.
AUGACUUCCAAUGCCUCGGAUGUUGCCGAGUCUCAUCUCACGCUUCCCUUCUGCCCAUCUCCAGAAGUCGCCUGUCUACAUGUUAUGGAUGCGAUAUCGCACUAUGGCCAAGCCUCUGUACCGAACACAUCAGAAGACCAUUCUAUACGAGUACUCCGAAUCGAAUGUCCCACUGUUUUACAUGUGGAAAGUGCCGACCAUCUCCCGAAGUAUUUCUUGAGACUCCUCAGGUUUCAAGGCUUUGGAAGGGAGUCACGUUCCCUAUUCGUGGCGCGCGACGGAUCGUAUGCCCUAGGUGGCUGGGGUCAGGCCCAUAUAGCCUCUUCACUGAGUGCUAUGCUGCUGAGUGGUACAGACGAUAAAGUCCGCUACAUUGGAGGACGUCGUUUCGAUGAGGACAGGGCUAUCGGUGCCGAGUGGCGUGAUUUCUUCCAUGACCCUUCGCAAGAAUAUUGGGUCUUGCCUCGACUCGAGAUAGCCUCGUCGGGUGUAUAUCCAAAGGCUACGUAUACGGUAGCAGCCAACAUGCUAUAUGACAACGCUACUGGGAAGCUACUCAUGGGGGAGGCUGAUCAUGGUUGCGUGACUAGAGAGCUGCCGCAAACCUGUUACGCUAAUCUAUCUGUUAGGUAUAGUAACACCGUUAAUACUGCAAUUUCCAAAUUCCGCAAUGGUUCCCUUGACAAAGUGGUCAUCUCCCUUCGAUCCACCUUGAGUUUUGAAGAUGGCGCUUAUCCAAUGGACCCCAUAGAUUGGCUUAUCACCGUUGUGGAGGCCGUACCAGAUACAAAGCGCUAUACCAUCUACAUCGAACCACCGCAUGGCGAAAGUGCAUUUGUAUGUAUCACACCAGAGAGGCUGUGCCGUGUGGAGGGUGGUCAUGUGGAGACAGAGGCUGUUGCUGGCACGUGGAAACCCUCGGAGAUCACUAAUAACGAGGAGGCUGACAUCAAGCGCUCCACCGAGCAUAGUACUGUGACGAAGUAUAUUCGGGGGAUACUGUCCAGGAGAGCUCAUAAUGUCCGCGUUAGUAGAGUGGAUCUAUUGAGAUUGAAGGAGUUGGUCCAUUGUAAGCAGAUGCUAGAGGCUACAGUGGACUUGCCAGACAUUGAGGAUGGGACGAAUGGUGAUGAGAUAGCCUCCUUACGAAGUGGGCAUGGUGUGGUAGAGUGGCUGGUACGGGACUUGCAUCCAACGCCUGCGGUGGGCGGAAAGCCGCUGAAGGACGCCAUGACGUUUAUCAGAGCGAGAGAGCCUUUCGAUCGAGGCUUCUUUGCUGCUCCCUGUGGUGUGGUAUCGUCCAAUGGAGGAGAGCUGGCGGUAUCGCUAAGAAGUGCCCUGGUCGAACGCCGUCAUGGGUCGAAGGUACAUGUGAUGGCUGGUGCUGGGCUCAUUGAGGGUUCGGUACCUGAAGAUGAGUGGAAUGAGAUACGUCUGAAGAUGCGACAGUUUGUUGGGACGUUGUCCGAUGGUGUAAGACCAGCCUUAAAUGACCCUUCCGAGUUCCCUAAUUUCAAUACUUUCUGGUGCGCUGUUUUCGUGGAUGAACUUGUUCGCCUCGGCAUAAAACAUUUUGUCGUGUGUCCGGGUAGUCGAUCCACCCCAUUGACCAUAGCUGUCACUAAACAUCCUCAAACCACGCAUGUGGUCCACACUGAUGAGCGCGGUGCAGCCUUUUAUGCUCUUGGUUAUGCCAAGGCCACAGGCCUGCCGGCUCCAGUCAUUGUUACUAGUGGUUCGGCUGUUGCGAAUCUGCUUCCGGCCAUUACGGAGGCCCAGGAGUCUCAUGUCCCUAUGCUGUUACUGACGGCAGAUAGGCCGGCUGAACUGCGGGAUACAGGGAGUAAUCAGACGAUGAACCAGACGGAUAUCUUCAAGCCCUACGCAGUGUGGACCCGUGAUGUGGCCCCACCAUGCGAGUCGGCGCCGGUGCGGUAUCUCCUUAGUGACACUGACUAUGCUGUUGCCCAAUGCUUGGGCCAACAGGGCGUGGUGCACCUGAAUAUGCAGUUCCGAGAGAAUCUAGCGCCUGAGGGGGGACCGGUUCGAGGAGGACAAUAUGAGGAAAUGAGUGCCUUCCAUGUUCCGGAAGACUCCCGAUUUACACGUUGGCAAAUGCGGUCUAGGGAGCCUCUCACAAGGACUGCUCGGCCACCUAGACGGAGCAUUGAUGAAGAUAGAGUGAAGGAGCUCAUAUGUGGGGUUAUGCCCGAGCUGAGUGGUGAUACGAGGUUGAGCGGUCAGGUUCGAGAGCAGUAG